Messenger RNA from Acanthosepion pharaonis, 4791 nucleotides. The record is from the annotation of a GenBank genome assembly. Lineage: Eukaryota; Metazoa; Mollusca; Cephalopoda; Sepiida; Sepiidae.
AUGUCUUUGUUCCUAAACACAACGUUGUCUUCGUUCCUAUACACAACGUUUUCUUCGUUCAUAUACACAACCUUGUCUUCGGUCCUAUACACAACCUGUUCCUCCUUCCCAUACACAUCUUUUUCUUCGUUCCUAUACACAACCUUGUCUUCCCUUUUUCUCGUUCCUAUACACAACCUUUUCUUCGUUCCUAUACACAACCUUGUCAUUGUUCCUAUACACAACAUUUCUUUGUUCCUAUACACAACCUUGUUUUCGUUCCUAUACACAACCUUGUCUUUGUUCCUAUACACAAACAUUUCUUCGUUCCUAUACACAACCUCUCCUUCGUUCCUAUACAAAACCUUUCCUUCGUUCCUAUACACAACAUUGUCUUCGUUCCUAUACACAACAUUGUCUUCGUUCCUAUACACAACCUUGUGUUCGUUCCCAUACACAACCUUUUUUUCGUUCCUAUACACAACCUUGUCUUUGUUCCUAUACACAACCUUUUCUUCGUUCCUAUACACAACCUUUCUUUGUUCCUAUACACAACCUUUUCUUCGUUCCUAUACACAACCUUUCUUUGUUCCUAUACACACCCUUGUCUUCGUUCCUAUACACAACCUUGUCUUCGUUCCUAUACACAACGUUGUCUUUGUUCCUAUACACAACGUUGUCUUCGUUCCUAUACACAACCUCUUCAUCGUUCCAAUACACAAUCUUUUCUUCGUUCCUAUACACAACCUCUUCUUCGUUCCUAUACACUCUCUUUUCUCCGUUCCUAUACACAAACUUGUCUUUGUUCCUAUACACAACCUUUUCUUCGUUCCUAUACACAACCUUGUCUUUGUUCCUAUACACAACCUUUUCUUCGUUCCUAUACACAACCUUUCUUUGUUCCUAUACACAACAUUUCUUCGUUCAUAUACACAACCUUUCUUUGUUCCUAUACACACCCUUGUCUUCGUUCCUAUACACAACCUUGUCUUUGUUCAUAUACACAACCUUUUCUUCGUUCCUAUACACAACCUUUUCUUCGUUCCUAUACACAACCUUGUCUUUGUUCCUAUACACAACGUUUUCUUCGUUCCUAUAUACAACGUUGUCUUCGUUCCUAUACACAGCAUUUUUCUCGUUCCUAUACAGAACCUUUUCUUCGUUCCUAUACACAAAUUUGUCUUUGUUCCUAUACACAACCUUUUCUUCGUUCCUAUACACAACCUUGUCUUUGUUCCUAUACAAAACCUUUUCUUCGUUCAUAUACACAACCUUUUCUUCGUUCCUAUACACAACCUCUUCUUCGUUCCUAUACACAACAUUUUCUUCGUUCCUAUACACAACCUCUUCUUCGUUCCUAUACACAACCUUUUCUUCGUUCCUAUACACAACCUUGUCUUUGUUCCUAUACACAACUUUUUCUUCGUUCUAAUACACAACGUUGUCUUCGUUCCUAUACACAGCCUUUUUCUCGUUCCUAUACACAACCUUUUCUUUGUUCCUAAUCACAACCUUUUCUUCGUACCUAUAUACAACCUUGUCUUUGUUCCUAUACACAACCUUUUCCUUCGUUUCUAUACACAACCAUUUUUUGGUCCUAUACACAACAUUGUCUUCGUUCCUACACACAACCUUGUCUUUGUUCCUAUACACAACCUUUUCUUCGUUCCUAUACACCACCUCUUCUUCGUUCCUAUACACAACCUUUUCUUCGUUCCUAUACACAACCUCUUCUUCGUUCCUAUACACUCCCUUUUCUCCGUUCCUAUACACAACCUUGUCUUUGUUCCUAUACACAACCUUGUCUUUGUUCCUAUACACAACCUUUUCUUCGUUCCUAUACACAACCUUGUCUUUGUUCCUAUACACAACCUUUUUCUUCGUUUCUAUACACAACCUUUUUUUGUUCUUUACAUAACAUUGUCUUCGUUCCUACACACAACCUUGUCUCUGUUCCUAUACACAACCUUGUCUUUGUUCCGAUACACAACUUAUUCUUCGUUCCUAUACACAACCAUACCUUCGUUCCUAUACACAACCUUGUCUUUGUUCCUAUACACAACCUUUUCUUCGUUCCUAUACACAACCUUGUCUUUGUUCCUAUACACAACCUUUUCUUCGUUCCUAUACACAACCUUGUCCUUGUUCCUAUACACAACGAUUUCUUCGUUCAUAUACACAAUCUUUUCUUCGUUCCUAUACACAACCUCUUCUUCGUUCCUAUACACAACAUUUUCUUCGUUCCUAUACACAACCUUUUCUUCGUUCCUAUACACAACCUUGUCUUUGUUCCUAUACACAACUUUUUCUUCCCUUUUUCUCGUUCCUAUACACAACCUUUUCUUUGUUCCUAAUCACAACCUUUUCUUCGUACCUAUAUACAACCUUGUCUUUGUUCCUAUACACAACCUUUUCCUUCGUUUCUAUACACAACCAUUUUUUUGGUCCUAUACACAACAUUGUCUUCGUUCCUACACACAACCUUGUCUUUGUUCCUAUACACAACCUUUUCUUCGUUCCUAUACACCACCUCUUCUUCGUUCCUAUACACAACCUUUUCUUCGUUCCUAUACACAACCUCUUCUUCGUUCCUAUACACUCCCUUUUCUCCGUUCCUAUACACAACCUUGUCUUUGUUCCUAUACACAACCUUGUCUUUGUUCCUAUACACAACCUUUUCUUCGUUCCUAUACACAACCUUGUCUUUGUUCCUAUACAACCUUUUUCUUCGUUUCUAUACACAACCUUUUUGUUGUUUUUUAUAACAUUGUCUUCGUUCCUACACACAACCUUGUCUCUGUUCCUAUACACAACCUUGUCUUUGUUCCGAUACACAACUUAUUCUUCGUUCCUAUACACAACCAUAACUUCGUUCCUAUACACAACCUUGUCUUUGUUCCUAUACACAACCUUUUCUUCGUUCCUAUACACAACCUUGUCUUUGUUCCUAUACACAACCUUUUCUUCGUUCCUAUACACAACCUUGUCCUUGUUCCUAUACACAACGAUUUCUUCGUUCAUAUACACAAUCUUUUCUUCGUUCCUAUACACAACCUCUUCUUCGUUCCUAUACACAACAUUUUCUUCGUUCCUAUACACAACCUCUUCUUCGUUCCUAUACACAACCUUUUCUUCGUUCCUAUACACAACCUUGUCUUUGUUCCUAUACACUACGUUUUCUUCGUUCCUAUACACAACGUUGUCUUCGUUCCUAUACACAGCAUUUUUCUCGUUCCUAUACAGAACCUUUUCUUCGUUCCUAUACACAAACUUGUCUUUGUUCCUAUACACAACCUUAUCUUCAUUCCUAUACACAACUUUGUCUUCGUUCUCAUACACAACCUUUUUUUCGUUCCUAUACACAACCUUUUCUUCGUUCCUAUACACAAUCUUUUUUUGUUCCUAUACACAACAUUUUCUUCGUUCCUACAAACAACAAUGUCUUUGUUCCUAUACACAACCAUUUCUUCGUUCCUAUACACAACCUCUUCUUCGUUCCUAUACACAACCUUUUCUUCGUUCCUAUACACAACCUUGUCUUUGUUCCUAUACACAACCUUUUCUUCGUUCCUAUACACAAACUUGUCUUUGUUCCUAUACACAACAUUUUCUUCGUUUCUAUACACAACCUUUUUUUGUUCCUAUACACAACCUUUUCUUCGUUCCUAUACACAACCUCUUCUUCGUUCCUAUACACUCCUUUUUCUUCGUUCCCAUAAACAACCUUGUCUUUGUUCCUAUACACAACCUUUUCUUCGUUCCUAUACAAAACCAUGUCUUUUUUUCUUCGUUCAUAUACACAACCUUGUCUUCGGUCCUAUACACAACCUUUUCCUCGUUCCCAUACACAUCUUUUUCUUCGUUCCUAUACACAACCUUGUCUUUGUUCCUAUAAACAACCAUUUCUUCGUUCCUAUACACAAACUUGUCUUCGUUUUUAUACACAACCUUGUCUUUGUUCCUAUACAUAACCUUGUCUUUGUUCCUAUACACAACCUUUUCUUCGUUUCUAUAAACAACCUUUUCUUCGUUCCUAUACACAACCUUUCCUUCGUUCCUAUACACAACCUUUUCUUCGUUCCUAUACACUCUCUUUUCUCCGUUCCUAUACACAACCUUGUCUUUGUUCCUAUACACAACGUUUUCUUCGUUCCUAUACACAGCCUUUUUCUCGUUCUUAUACACAACCUUUUCUUCGUUCCUAUACAUAACCUUGUCUUUGUUCCUAUAAACAACCUUUUCUUCGUUCCUAUACACAACCUUUUCUUCGUUCCUAUACACAACCUUGUCUUCGUUCCUAUACACAACCUUGUCUUCGUUCCCAUACACAACCUUUUUUUCGUUCCUAUACACAACCUCGUCUUUGUUCCUAUACACAACCUUUUCUUCGUUUCUAUACACAACCUUUCUUUGUUCCUAUACACAACCUUUUCUUUGUUCCUAUACACAACCUUUUCUUCGUUCCUAUACACAACCUUGUCCUUGUUCCUAUACACAACCUUUUCUUCGUUCCUAUACACAACCUUGUCUUUGUUCCUAUACAAAACCUUUUCUUCGUUCAUAUACACAACCUUUUCUUCGUUCCUAUACACAACCUCUUCUUCGUUCCUAUACACAACCUUUUCUUCGUUCCUAUACACAACCUUGUCUUUGUUCUUAUACACAACCUUAUCUUCAUUCCUAUACACAACUUUGUCUUCGUUCCCAUACACAACCUUUUCUUCCUUCCUAUACACAAACAUGUCUUUGUUCCUAUACACAACCUUUUCUUCUUUCCUAUACACAACCUUGUCUUUGUUCCUAUACAAGUGA